AUGAACGACCAGGAUAUGUUCAGAAUUUUACAAAAAAACUUGAAUUUGGGUACCUCAAACAUCUCCUCGCCAUCGUCUCGAAAUGAAUCACCUGCUGCCGCUCCCUCUAGAGUAACACACGCUUCUUCUAGUCCUCCUCAUUCUUAUGGAGCAAAUUUUGUUUCCUCUGGCAAUUACUCGAACACCAACGCCAACACCAAUUCCAACUUCAACUUUAUGACCAACGCCGUUAGUGGACAACAACAGGAGCAAGAAGACCAGAGACCGAAGUUACUAAAUCUAUUCAAUUUUGGAGCUGAUAGUGUUCAACCUCAACCUCAACUUCAACCCUCUUCUUCUCCUUCCCCUUCUGCUUCUUCCCCAAAUAUGCCUAACUCGCGAAAUGCUGAUGCUCUUCUUCAGGCUUUACGUGAAGGUAACAACAAGAAACCUGAAAGUAGCCAGCCUGUCCAAGCCCAAUCAAUUCCACUCUCCCAUACUCCUAGCGACACAACGUUUGAUAUUCAACGCUCAUUUUUUGGCAAACCUUCAAGCCCUCCUCACAAUCCGGAAACCGCCUUGUCAGCUUCGGAUUUGGAACGCAUGUUGCUCUCUUCCACAGACCGUGCCACCAAUUCCACUAAGGCCAACUCGUCUGGCCCCUUUCUUCCGCCAAGAGAUGCCUUCGAGUCCCAAACUAGCUGGAACGCUCCUUCCGAGCCAUCGGAUCAAAAGGAUCCCAGCAACUCAUCUUCUAUUUUUUCUUCUUCUGAUGCCGUUUCCUCUUCCAGGCUAGAUAAAGAUUCUAGCACUUCUGCACCAUCCUGCGAAGUACCGAGCGACGAAGGCGAUGUUCUCUUUCACAUCGAUAACCCCGGUUCCGGUGAUUUUGUCUGGGAAACCACAAUCAACCCUGAUUCUUUUCGAACCACUCCUUUCCCUUCGGAUGGCCGUUUCGACAUCGCUAUGGUGGAACGUGAUUUGGAUGCCCAAGACAAUCAACUCAUUCAUACAAACAAAGACUACAUCGCUUACUCCUUAACCAACGAACCUAUGGUCCGUGUCAUAGAAAUUUCUACUGGAAAAUCUUUCUUAUUGCACAACAAUUCCCCCCAUAAAUUCGUUUCUGUCGUUUGGGGCGAUGAUCCAAACAUCACCAAUCACUUGAUGGUUAUCGAUACCACCGGGCAAGUCAUCAUCUAUUCUAUAGACAUGGCUACUGCUUCUUUCAAAAUAAUAUUUCAGCUAUCCGGUGCUCAGUCACUGUCCGAUCCCAUCAAGUCCCGAUUCCACUGGUACCCCAAUUCCUCUCGGUUUUUUGCCGUUGCCCUUAGCAAACACAUUAUUUUUUUUGACUUGGAUCUAUGCCAAAACAUUCCUUUCCCAAUUUCCAGAUCCAUUGGCGUUAUUCAGCAAUUACCCUGCUUUCUCAUUGACACGGGUAUUAGCGCCAAAGAAUACGACUUCUCCGCUGAUGGUACCGUUUUCGCCACGGUUGACAAAGAUGCACUCAUAAAGAUAUAUUCUGUUCCUUAUACGUUCCCCUCUACUAUUGAAGAUCGACCAAAGCCAUCAGAAAUUUCUCCUAUUGCUACCUUUACAACAAGAACGGAACGAGGUAAUUCUAAGGUGUUAGAAAAGCCAAUUAAUUUACGAUUCAUCUCUACUCCUGGCACUAGUAAUAGUCGCUAUUUAAUAGUGGUCUACGUUUUGAACCAACUCAUUACUGUCUUUGACACCCACGCAAAGAAAGUUAUACAAAAAUUCCGGUUCAGCAGUCCUUCCACUCCAGUGACCACUACUUCCUUUUCACAAUUAUCGGUUGAUCAUGACCGUAAAACACUACUGGUUGGUAACCCCCCUUCCAACACAAUCUUUUUCUUCCUUUUCUGUAAGGAAGAGUCGGUUUCGGAUGCCAACGACUUUUCUUCUACUUAUGACUUGAUUUCGGCAUCUGUGAACAGCAGCCAAGCAGUCAAUGCCGACGCAAAGUUUUCGUACGUAGCUGCCAAGAAGUUCAAUGACGCCUCUUGUGUCAGCUUUACUUGUUGUAAGUUACUCAAUGAUUCUGAAAAGUAUUGCAUUGUUGUUAGUACCACUAAAGGAUACGAAUACUAUACCCUACCAGUAUUCAAACUUGAAAGAAAGGCUGAGCAUUUGGCUUUACUAGAAAGCAAAAAGAACUGGGAAGCUGAUGUCGGCGGUGUGGUUACUGGAGACCGACCUUCAAUAUCUCCCUCUCAGUCAGCGUCCGGUGUAAGUACGCCAAGAUCCCAAACAUCUGUUUUUUCUAAAAGAAGAAAGGACAAAGGUGAAAGACAUGAGACAAAGCAUAAAGGUUUGCCUUCUCAAUCUGGAUCUUCUUUAUCUUCAAGUGGAUAUGCUGAUGCUUCUAUGAUUGAAAAUAUUGUUUUUGGUGCCCUCGGCACUUUAGACAAAAAUGUUCAAAAGAACUAUGAAGGAUUGAAACAGUUGAUUGUAAACUACAAAACAACUCAGGAAAAGCAUUUCAAUGCUGUGUUAUCUGCUGUUUCCAGUACUCUCACUGAAAAUACUGGAAAAAUACUGGAAUCCGUUGUAGACCAAGCAAUCAAGAAUGCCAUUACAGGGGAAAUCCACGAAUUUGUUGAAAAGGCCAUGAAAGAUCAUUUUGUUACCUUGCAAGAUGCAUUAGAAACAAAAAUAAAAAAUUAUGAUCAGCAAAUGCGUUCUGAUUUUGAGCAACACAAGGACACCCUUUCGGAUAUACAAGAUCUCACGAAUAAUGUGAUUAAGUCACAAAGCGAAUCCGAUGGACAAUUUAACGAGCUAACCAACCAUAUCAAGAGUCUGGAGGGCUGCGUGAAUUCGUUAAUAGCCAAGGUCGAGGUUUUGGAAAUGAGGGACUCCAAGGAAGGAGGAAGUCAAGAAUUAGGAGAAGAGACACAGCCAGAUAUCAAUGAAGAAGUCCCUCUUUCGGCUGACGUAGCAAAAGAAACAGCUCAGCCGGAAAUAUCCGACGCCGAAAUUGGUGCGGCUUCACCUGGUAGCAAACAGGAAGCAGCAGAGAGCACAAGGAUUUCAGAAUUAGUAGAACAAGGUUCAGUUCGCGAAGCAUUAUCAGAGUGGUGCACGUCUCCCUCCAUUGAGAACUUUAAGGUGAUUUGCACCUUACCAACUGAGUCAAUAGUAGAGAACUGUAGUAGUCUUCUUUUACUUACAUUUGCUUAUCAUACUGCAUUAUGUGACAUCUAUGAAGACGAGCUUUUGUCUAAGCGUUUGGAAUACAUCGCCAAAAUUUGUCUAAGCAUUGAUGUGCAUGAUCCCAAGAUUGAGACAGUCAUUCACCCUGUUCUUGCACUUGCAAAGGAAACUUUGAUUAAGCAGUCUAGCAAUUUUUCACCUGUCUUUCAAAGACGGCUUGGCAUUGUUUUGCGUGCUGUUGAUGGAAAGAUUUCGGAGGUCAGCCCUUCCGUUCAAUAA
Molecule: messenger RNA, 3441 nt
Organism: Schizosaccharomyces osmophilus
Lineage: Eukaryota; Fungi; Ascomycota; Schizosaccharomycetes; Schizosaccharomycetales; Schizosaccharomycetaceae
Gene: pdc1
Product: P-body assembly protein
Exons: 3
Coding region: 1-3441 (1146 amino acids)
Biological process (GO): deadenylation-independent decapping of nuclear-transcribed mRNA
Cellular component (GO): P-body
Molecular function (GO): protein binding
Source: RefSeq, a predicted model, not a curated record